Messenger RNA from Hypanus sabinus (Atlantic stingray), 3043 nucleotides. Its product is annotated as extracellular calcium-sensing receptor-like. The record is from RefSeq and is a predicted model, not a curated record. Gene Ontology annotation, cellular component: membrane. Gene Ontology annotation, molecular function: G protein-coupled receptor activity. Gene Ontology annotation, biological process: G protein-coupled receptor signaling pathway. Bases 74 to 2677 code for a protein of 867 amino acids. NCBI's taxonomy places the organism in Eukaryota, Metazoa, Chordata, Chondrichthyes, Myliobatiformes, Dasyatidae. The transcript is spliced from 6 exons.
AUAAACAGGUACUCUUCAGAGGAUCUGUAUAAUAUUGUGAGUGUGUUUCGAAAAGUUGUUCAUUACCGUUGCAAUGCAGUUUCUUUCGAUUUGGAGACUAUUAUUUCUCUUCUCAAUCAAAAAAGCCGAUUCUGCCACAGGACCAAUGUGCAAACUGCGAGGAAAGUUCAGUCGCGGCGUUUCUCAACUCGGCGAUGUCAUGCUGGGAGGUUUAUUCCCCAUACAUUUUAGAACGGCUCCAGUGUAUAAUACAUUCCGAUUUCAACCUCAACCGGUCCGUUGCCUUCAAUUCCGGCAAGGGGAGCUCCGUUGGGCGCAGACGAUGAUCUUCGCAAUUGACGAGAUAAACAGGAAUCCAGAGCUGCUUCCCAAUAUAACUCUCGGCUAUAGGAUCUUUGAUAGCUGCCAUGCACAUUCCGAAUCGCUCAAAGGAGUCCUGCAGUUACUGAACCAGGACGAUGAACCUGAAUCCAGCUACACUUGCUCAGCACUCCCAGCAGUGGCUAUUGUUGUGGGCGAUGCCGCGUCUUCGGAAUCAAUUGUUGCUUCCCGCCUGUUGGCGCCGUUCAAUGUCGGCCUGAUCAGCUAUUCUUCUUCCUGUACCUGCCUAAGUGACAAGAGAGAGUUUCCAACGUUCUUCAGAACUGCUUCUAGUGAUGCCUUUCAAAUCAAAGCCUUGGUCAGACUUGUACAGCGCUUCCAGUGGCUUUGGAUCGGGAUUGUCGCUGAAGACAGUGAAUAUGGUCGAUUCGCGAUAUUAUCGUUUAUUCAAGAAGUUUCUAAGUUUGAGACAUGCAUCGCUUUUAUUGAAUUUAUCUCUCCUGCAAGUAGCAGGUCUAAACUGAUGCAAGUGACAGCGACGAUGCAAAAGUCCUCUGCCAAAGUGGUAUUAGUUUUCACUUUUGAAAGCGACACGAUGUCUUUGGUGAAGGAAAUGCGUCUACAGAACAUUACUGACAUUCAGCUCAUAGCGAGCGAGGGCUGGAUAACAUCGGCCCAUCUAUGGUCAGGGGAAACCCGUGAAAUAUUUUUUGGAGCGAUCGGGUUUGCGAUCAGGAAAGAGGAAAUUCCUGGUCUGAGACAGUUUCUGGUCAAACUCCAUCCGUCCUCGGCACCAAACCACCCAUUUGUGGAUGAACUGUGGCGGGAUGUUUUUGGCUGCAGUCCAAAAUUGUCAAAUCAGAUUCUGUACGGAAACGCGUCGUUCUCUUCAAACAAACUGUGCAACGGUUCAGAGAGUCUAGAGACGGUGGAAAAUACAUAUGCUGACGUUUCGCAGUUGAGAAUCUCCUACAACGUGUAUAAAGCUGUGUACGCUGUGGCGCACGCUCUUCAUAAUUUACAAUCGUGUACAGACGGAAACGGACCCUUUGUGAACAAAACCUGUGGCCAAAAAUCAAACAUUUUACCCUGGCAGCUGUUGCACUAUCUUCGGGAGGUCCGCUUCACCAAUCAGUUCGGAGAACAAAUAAGCUUUGAUGAGAAUGGAGAUCCCAUUGCUUCCUAUGACGUGAUAAACUGGCAAGGACGAGUGGACGGUUCACUGGAGUUGGUUAAAGUUGGAUAUUACGAUGCUGCCCUGCCUGCGGGGAACGAAUUUAUCUUAGAGGAAAGUGAAAUCGUUUGGCACGGAUCUGGACACAAUGUUCCAGUAUCUGUCUGCAGUGAACCGUGCGCUAAAGGUACAAGAAAGGGAGCUCGACAAGGUCAGCCCGUCUGCUGCUUCGAUUGCUUACCGUGUUCUGACGGAGAGAUUAGCAAUCAGACAGGUUCCACAGAAUGUAUCAAGUGUCCUGUGGAUUACUGGUCGAAUGAUCGAAGAGACCGUUGUGUUGCCAAACAGAUCGAGUUCCUCUCUUUUCGCGACAGCAUGGGAGUAAUACUCGCGGCCAUGUCCCUGUUUGGGGCUUGCAUCACGGGAGCUGUCGCGGCUGUGUUCCUAUAUUUCAUAAACACGCCCAUUGUUAGGGCCAACAAUUCGGAACUCAGUUUCCUUCUGUUGGUCUCGUUAAUUCUCUGCUUCCUGUGUUCCGUUGCGUUUAUUGGGCAGCCGUCACCGUGGUCGUGCGCAGUGCGUCACACUGCCUUCGGGAUUAGCUUCGUGCUGUGCAUUUCCUGCAUUCUCAGCAAAACCUUGGUCGUCCUGAUGGCCUUCAAAUCCACCUUGCCGUCUAGCAAUGUGAUGAAAUGGUUCGGGCCUACACAGCAGAGAUCCAUCGUCCUUCUCUCCACAUUGAUUCAAGUUAUUGUGUGUGUGAUCUGGCUACUAACUUCACCUCCAUUCCCGUCCAAAAACACCAAAUACCAAAGUUCAAAGAUUAUUCUCGAAUGUGCUGUGGGUUCCACUGUUGCUUUCUUCUGCGUCUUCGGCUACAUCGGGCUACUGGCGUGCGUAUGUUUGAUCUUAGCCUUCUUGGGCAGAGCAUUACCGGACAAGUUUAACGAGGCUAAGUUUAUAACGUUCAGUAUGCUCAUCUUUUUUGCAGUGUGGAUAACAUUCAUUCCAGCGUAUGUAAGCACUCCCGGGAAGUACACGGUCGCUGUGGAAAUCUUUGCAAUUUUAGCAUCAAGCUUAGGAUUGUUAAGCUGCAUCUUUGUUCCGAAAUGUUACAUUAUUUUAGUCAAACCGGAAGAGAACACGAAGAAACAAUUGAUGGGUAGAGCAGAGAGAUUAUAGAAUAAUAUACAUCGACAGAACACAAAAAGUGUUUUGCCCUUUUUAUCCUUCAUGUGUUUUAAAGCUUUCAUUUUAAAUUUAGGGUGUUAUAUGCCGCUUUCUAAAACUUUACUUCGGCCGCAUCUGAAGUGUUGCACACAGUUCUGAUCACUUCAUGAUGGGAAAGAUGUGGAGGCUUUGGAGAGAGUGCCGAAGGGGUUUACCAGGAUGCUGCCUGGAUUAGAGGGCAUGUGCUGUAGCGAGUGGUUGGCGAAACUUCUGCUGUUUUCUCUGGAGCAACGGAAGAUGAGGGAAGAUCUGAGGGUUUAUAUAUUUAUGAGAGGCAUCAAUAAAUUAGACGGGCAAUGUAUUUUUCCAGUGGUUGAA